Symbiodinium sp. CCMP2592 is the source of this 870-nucleotide messenger RNA. The record is from the annotation of a GenBank genome assembly. NCBI's taxonomy places the organism in Eukaryota, Dinophyceae, Suessiales, Symbiodiniaceae.
AUGCGUGGCGCAGGCUUCACGGAGCCCACGCCCAUCCAGGCCCAAGCCUGGCCCAUCCUUUGCUCUGGGCGAGACCUCAUCGGCGUUGCAAGGACUGGUUCUGGCAAGACGCUGGCAUUCCUGCUUCCUUGCUUCGCGCGACUUUUGAAGGAGGGUCUGCGCUCCAGGAUGGGGACUGGCACUGGUCCAAAUGACGACUCGUCGCUCCCGGUGCAGAUGCAGAAACAAGCUGCUGGUCCGGGGGCAUACUCUCCAGAGGUGUUGAUCUUGGCACCCUCACGGGAGCUAGCGGCCCAGAUCGAGACGGAGGCACGACGCUUUACCGCGAGCACCGGCAUUGUCACCCUCGCUUGCUAUGGCGGCGAAGGGACUCGUCGAGAAACGCUCGGACGGUUGCGCGAGCGACCGGAAUGUGUGGUCGGCACGGUUGGUCGGCUGAUUGAUUUCAUCGAGAACGAGAAGCACUGGUUCGGAGUCAGAAAUGUGCGUUUCUUGAUCCUGGACGAGGCUGAUGCCAUGAUCGGAGAAGGACUUGAUGCCAACAUCCGUAAAAUCACCUGCGACGUGGAGACACCGCGGCGGCAGACAAUGUUGUUCUCGGCCACCUUUGCAGAUGACGUCAGCGACCUGGCAACUUGGAUCAGUCGACAUGCCGUGGAGGUUCGAGUCGGGAUGAAGGAUCCGCUGAGGGCUAACAGGGACGUCAAGCAAGAGGUCAUCAUUGUGAAGGACGAGUUCGACAAGGAAGGAGCUUUGAAAAGCACCUUGCGGAAAGUGCAGCUUGGCAUUCUCUCAUUGGCUCAGCAUGAUGCCAAGACUGUUUUGGUUCGGGCAGUUGCUGAGAGUCUUUUCGUGCUAUGGUUGAGUUGA